UGAUUUAUCAUUUGCGCACAAGGUAUCGAAGGAUAUAUUGUGACAUGUCACGCGUCGACAUCACGACGAUAUGCCGCUGCCGUUCUCCCUGGUCUGCGACUUGUUAGAUGCAUCCUACGCACGAGCAAUAGAUCGCAAGCCAACUGCUAAAACUGUCGCUGUCUGGUGCUCUCGGCAUUGCAGCCGUAUAAAUGCGUCGGACACCAACCUUGCGGCGUUGUUGUCCACCCUGCUGCCCGAAAAGAGGACGGACAGGGUGUACUGUAUACGAGCAAACGGUCUUGAGAAGCUCAUCGGACGCAGCUUGAUGCUCGGCGCCUCUCGACUCAAGGAACUCGCACUUUAUAAACAACCCGGCCUGGAUUUGGAUCUUGCCGAUUGUGUAGAGCGUAUCUUGACUGUCACUCCGAACCCAACUCUUGCAGAAGGACUUCAAGUCACUGUCGAAGAGAUUGACGAGACUCUGCAUUCCGUUGCGGCCAAGGCCAGUCUUGUUGAAACGCCAGGCCGUGAAGGCUUAGAGGCAUUAUAUAGGCGACUCUCUGCGAAAGAAGCCAAGUGGCUCACGCGGCUGAUUCUCAAGGACUUCCAGCCUCUCGUCUUCGAUGAAUAUGCGCUCUACCGCUCUUUUGAUCCCCUGUUACCGUUGAUCCUGAAAGUUCGUGAAGACUUUACUACCGCUAUCAAUACUCUGCAGCGGCUCAAGGAAGAAAUGCCCUCUCCGAGACCUGGCACGUCAUAUGCUGAUCGAAAGUCUCUAUCCUCUGUCAAGCCACAAUUGUCGGUAAAGGUAGGGAGACAGCAAUGGCACAAGGCCCGCAGCAUGAAGCAUUGCCUCCAGAUGUGCAAGGGCUUGAUGAGCGUGGAAGCAAAGGUGGAUGGAGAAUACUGCCAAAUCCAUGUCGACGUUAGUAAGGGCAGACGCGGUAUUCAAAUCUUCUCCAAGAGCGGCAAAGACAGCACCGAAGACAGAGCCGGGCUGAUCGGGGCCAUCAUGAAGUCGUUGGCGAUAGGCAACGCCAGAUGUCAUGUCAAGACAGAGUGCAUACUGGAAGGUGAACUGGUAGUAUAUAGCGAAUUGGUGAGCUGCCGGCAUAGUCAAAAGAAUAAGAUCGUUCACUGCGACAGAGGACAAGCCGAACUCGUACAGCGGCAACUCAUCAACACCAAUCACCCCAUGGCAGCUUCAGACUUGCGAAAUGCAUUUGCCAAAGUUAUCAGAGAAAGGGGCGAAGGCUUAGUUCUCAAGGCAGACCAGCCCUAUUUCAACUUUGAGAAUGAUGCGCAGCCAUUCACAAACCGCUGCAUCAAGCUCAAAAAGGACUACAUCGGCCGCUUUGGUGAGGUUGGUGAUUUCGCCGUAGUCGGGGCCGGAUUCGAUGCGGCCAAGGCGAGGUCAUACAGUAUCGACAAUCUCAAGUGGACGCACUUCUAUGUUGGCUGCCUUGACAACAGGGAGGAAGUCAAGCGAUGGAAUGCAAUUCCGGAGUUUACUGCCGUCAAUGUCGUUGAGCUCAACGAGACCAUGCUCAAGUCAUUCCUACUCUAUGCGAACCCGAAUUCAGUGCCUGUGGAGGAGAAUGUCGACACCAAGGUGAAGCACGCCGCCGGAGCCCAGCCAGUAGCGAUGGCCAUGGCAUUCACAAAUCCGCCCGUGUUCGAUAUGCGAUGCUUCAGCUUUGAAAGAGCAUCUAGCACUAACUGGUGGAGCUUACGGUUUCCGUCUGUCGCCAAGAUUCACUUCGACCGGGAUUUCUCUGAUGUGCUGUCCUUUGACGAGCUACAGAAGAUUGCCGAGGGCGCCACAUCUGCCCGCGACGUAGAAGACAGCCAGGAGAACCUUGCGUGGAUCGCCAGGCUGGAGCAGGCUGAUCCAAGGGGACUGGCCGUUGACGCUGCUACGCAGUUGACGGCAACGACCAUGCCAACCCCGUCGCCGAGACGAGCCUCUCAUAACUCUUCGGGUUCCCAGCCGCUGAUCAGACAUCUUACCGACGGCUUUCUGGAACGAUCGGUAGGCUCGGUAGAUGCGAUGCCUCCGCCUCCCCAUAAACUGGCUGCUUCACAGCCAUCUCCCGUCACAGAUCUGUCGAAAGCCGGCCUGUCUGAUACUCACAAACCGAAGCGGCCUGCAUUUUCGGCGGCUCUGUUCCCCCCAGCAAAGAAAUCCCGCAUGGAUUAUGGGCAUAAUGAGUCGAAGCCAUUUUUACUGGGACCCGAGCUUGAGUCCGAGUCGCCAAAACGGCGUCCCUUGGGGGAAAUUGAUGGUAAUUCUACAUGUACGCAACAGCUGCGGACGUUAGCGCCAGCCCCUGCCGGUGAAGACGAGGCUGACAGCGAUAAUGAUACCCCGCCUUCACCCUGCACACAUCGCGGGCAGCGCAAAAGCGAUGCUGAAGACAAGCAUCUAGAUCAGACAUCCCAGCAACCGAAGGACCAAUGUAAGUAUGCUGGCCUUGAAUGCCAGCUGACCGAUCGUCUCAUCUUACUCCCCAACUACUUCUCGGAUCUCAAGGAUGUGGAGCCCCUAUUCCGGGCACAUGGACUUGCGAAUAUCAUCAGAGACGCCGAAGCCUGGAUCCAAAACGACGCAGUGGAUACUUGCCCGCUGGCAAACAGUCAAACGGGUCGUAACAAGAUUCUGUUUGUCGAUACGGUUAACAAAGAGGCAGAAACGAAGGCUCUACUUUCGAAACUGGAAGAUGUCCGCGAAAGCAUCUCGGAAGAGAGACGGGAAUGGAUAAGCGUCUUUGACUGGCGAGUUCUGCAUCACCUCGCCAUAUUUGAGGACGCAGAGACUACGAAGAAAUAUUACGAUGGUUUUCAUGAUCCUUGGCGGCGUUGGUACUCUGGGUUGGUAUGA
Messenger RNA from Trichoderma reesei QM6a, 2863 nucleotides. RefSeq lists its product as uncharacterized. Gene Ontology annotation, biological process: double-strand break repair via nonhomologous end joining; DNA recombination; nucleotide-excision repair, DNA gap filling. Lineage: Eukaryota; Fungi; Ascomycota; Sordariomycetes; Hypocreales; Hypocreaceae. Gene Ontology annotation, cellular component: DNA ligase IV complex. The record is from RefSeq and is a predicted model, not a curated record. The transcript has 6 exons. Bases 71 to 2863 code for a protein of 930 amino acids. Gene Ontology annotation, molecular function: DNA ligase (ATP) activity; ATP binding; DNA binding.